UGAAAGAAUGGCGGAAGAAUUUUCAACGCACUCGCAAGCGAACUCCACGAAGAAACGACCUUCGAAGAGCGACAAAUUGUGCCUUGAGGAUUAUCUUCACCUCCUUCAAUCUCGUCAAACGCUUCACCUCACCAUGAAUCAGCUCAAUCAGGUCAUCCGUAUUCACGGAUUCAAGAAAAUCCACCACGCGCCUAAGAAGGUGUUGGUGGACGCCGUGGAGUCGCUGGAUCUGGUGGAUCUGCCGCGGUCGACGCUGCGCGAGAGUGUGACGGCGUUCGCGGCGGUGGCGCUGGAGGACGUGGUGGCGGAUCUCGGCGAGCUCAACUGGCAGGAGUGCUGCGUCACCUCCGUCGAGAAGGUGAGUUUCGGCGACGGCCAGAGCGCGUUCCCUGCUUCCUCCGAUCAGAGCCUCCGCGUGAUGAGCCACACGCAAUCGCAGGCUCAGAGAUCAAAGAGGAUCGACGAAAUCCGUGACCUAAUCCCGGAGGCUUUCAGGAGAAGCCUGAAAGCCGCGAAAAUGGUGCCAAAGCGUAAGAGGAGCAGCGUUCCCGCUCUCGACUCCGUUGCCUCAAACGUGGAUUCCGCUUCUCUCGCUUCAUGCUGAACGAAUGAUUGACCUUUGGUUCCUUCUAUCACUCUCUAUCUCUUUUCCGUUAUAAUAUGAAAAAAUGUUAGUGUUUUCAACGCUUUAUACCAUUUAAAUUGAAAUUGGACUAUAUAUGACUAAGUAAAAUGGUACAUAGGAGAGUGGAGAUGAUAUGGUAUGAUACUUCAUAUCAAUGUUAUUGGUUCAGUGAGCCCCUAAAUCAGGAGAUUCUCAAGGGUUUUUCGUGUUUUAGUUACAAUCAUCAUUCUGACCCCAAAUGUGUUUCAAGAAAAUGGCAUGUGUUUUCCCUUUGAAUUAGACUCCCAUAGUUUUCCUCACUGGCCUCUUUACUUUAUUUGCUUUCUAUAUUCCACAUUUUAUGGUAACAUAAGUAGUAACGAUUGGAAGUGAAAAUAGUAUGCAAGUAUGAGCCGAUAAUUAUAGCAGUGUCUUCUUUUGUUGUUACAGCAACGUUCAUUGGAAUGGAACAAGAAAUAGACUGAAACAGGACUGCUUAGAGAAUCCUCCACGGGCAGGAGGUAAAGCUUAGGGAUGAAAUAGUCCAUCUC
This is a messenger RNA of Cajanus cajan (pigeon pea), 1155 nucleotides long. RefSeq lists its product as uncharacterized. The record is from RefSeq and is a predicted model, not a curated record. NCBI's taxonomy places the organism in Eukaryota, Viridiplantae, Streptophyta, Magnoliopsida, Fabales, Fabaceae.